CUUGGAAAGUCAACAACGACGGCACACAACCAACCUUCUUCCUUUCUUCUUAAUAAUAACAGAAAAACCAAACCAUCAUUCAUAUCUCAUUCUUCCACACUUCUUCUUCUUCUCAGAUCAAUUUGACCUAACCGAUCAUUUCAAUGGCUACAAAAAACGUUUUACUCACAGUCAACGGCGACGAAGUUUCUCGAAACAUCGCAUAUCAUCUAGCAAAACGCGGAUGCAGGUUAGUAUUAAUGGGAGACCAGAAGGUUGUUAAGGAGGUUGCGGACUGGAUAACCGGUGAUCUGAAGGGAGUUAGGGUUGAAAUUGUUGGUGUGGAUAUGGAAGAUGAGAGAGAAGCGGUUUUUGAUGAAGCUGUGGAGAAAAGUUGGAGUGUGUUGGGGAAAGUAGAUGCGUUGGUUAAUUGUUAUACUUAUGAAGGAAAGAAUCAAGACCCAUUGCACAUGUCUGAAGCUGAGUUCUUGAAGACAGUUCGAAUAAACUUCAUGGCUGCUUGGUAUUUGAUGAAAGCUGUUGCAAAGAGAAUGAGGGAUAACAAAACAGGCGGAUCCGUUGUAUUUAUGACCUCAAUAAUCGGUGCCGAAAGAGGGAUAUACCCAGGGGCAGCUGCAUAUGGUGCAUGUUUAGGUGGAGUUCAUCAGUUAGUAAGGACAGCAGCUCUGGAGAUUGGUAAGCACCAAAUCAGGGUUAACGCAAUCGCGCGUGGGUUGCAUAUAGAUGACGAAUUUCCAGUAUCAGUGGGGAAGGACCGGGCACAAAAACUGGUCAAAGAUGCAGCCCCGUUAAACAGAUGGCUGGACCCCAAAAAUGACCUGGCUUCAACCGUUAUCUACUUGGUUAGCGAUGACUCGCGCUACAUGACUGGGACCACAAUCUAUGUUGAUGGUGCGCAGUCUGUUGUAAGGCCCCGCAUGCGCGCUUACAUGUGAAACCUGUUACAUUGUUAUACAUGUUCGGGUUCGUCGUCUGCCAUAUUAUCGACUGAUAUGUAGACGUUCUUGUGGUAAGAGUGAAAAUAGAACCAUUAUAAUGAGGUUUUAAUUAUUAAGAAUGGAAUGAAGUCUAUGUUACUUAUGUUGAGUAAAAUCAUUUUACUGUUGUUAAAUGAACAAAAAACUGUUAGUAUUUAUCAACACAUGGCUUCAGUUCUGGCCAUUUCGACCUA
This is a messenger RNA of Helianthus annuus (common sunflower), 1171 nucleotides long. Its product is annotated as 3-oxoacyl-[acyl-carrier-protein] reductase FabG. Lineage: Eukaryota; Viridiplantae; Streptophyta; Magnoliopsida; Asterales; Asteraceae. The transcript has 4 exons. The record is from RefSeq and is a predicted model, not a curated record. The coding region runs from base 144 to 935 and encodes 263 amino acids.